Molecule: messenger RNA, 4473 nt
Organism: Manduca sexta (tobacco hornworm)
Lineage: Eukaryota; Metazoa; Arthropoda; Insecta; Lepidoptera; Sphingidae
Gene: Nedd4
Product: E3 ubiquitin-protein ligase Nedd-4
Exons: 21
Coding region: 363-3380 (1005 amino acids)
Biological process (GO): regulation of dendrite morphogenesis; ubiquitin-dependent protein catabolic process
Molecular function (GO): ubiquitin protein ligase activity; protein binding; sodium channel inhibitor activity
Source: RefSeq, a predicted model, not a curated record
UAAUUUGUAAUGUAAAUACUGACUUUGGACUAGUUAUAAAGCGUAAGUAUGUAGAUAGUACAUCAUUCGUUAGGCUAUGAGAGUCGUCCUACGGAGACAAUCGUGUUAACACCCGACACCGUUAUCGAACAAACAAAUGAAAACAUUAAUCGAGUACACUUCACAUGACUAGUGUAGUUUAUCAUUGUGAUGUUAAUUGUAAGACACAGUUCUUUUAUCACACCCAUUUCUUGCUGAUAAGAUUACAGUGUCAUAUGGCCGUGUAGAGCUUCACGUUCCUGCGUUUUCGUAUAAUAACAAAAUUAAAUGUGAUGUAAGUAAAUGGUGUCGAGUGAUGCAGUGUUGUGUGUGUGUACAUCGAUAUGCUAGAUCCUCGUACGGUAGCCGUGAUGAGUAAUGUGAGAGCGAUGGAUUACGGUUCGAGUGAAGGUCAGCAUCGCAGCCGGUCGUCUUCGUGGACGGCGAGGCGAUGGCACAGUGCUCUAUUCAGACAGGAGCCACGGUACUCGCUACAGUAUGAGACUGACGAGAACAGCUACCUUCUUCGACUGAAGAUAAUAGGAGCUUUCUCGUUGGCCAAGAAGGAUAUAUUUGGUGCUAGCGACCCAUAUGUUCGCGUGGAGUUACAGAAGGCGGAGGGCGAUGUCACCAUCGAGACAUUUCUCACCAAGACCAAGAAAAAGACCCUGAAUCCAGUAUGGAACCAGGAAUUUAUAUUCAGGGUGAAACCGCAAGAGCACAAGCUGCUGAUCCAGGUGUUCGACGAGAACCGGCUCACGCGCGACGACUUCCUGGGCAUGGUGGAGGUGCCGCUGUCGGCGGUGGGCGCGGAGCACGCGGCGGCGGCGCGCCCGCCGCUCGUCAAGUACCCGCUGCGCCCGCGCAGGUCCGUUGCCAGGUCUCGCGUCCGCGGCUACAUUGAGGUUUACCACGCGUUGGUGGGGCGCGUGGGGGCGGACAGCGGGUCUGACGGCGGAGGCGGGGGCGAGACGGACGGGGAGACGGGGGAGGGGCGGGAGGGAGGCGAGCCCGCGCCGCAGGAGGACUGGGAGAUGGUGGAGCCCGCGCCGCAGGUCGGGAACGUACAGCCGUGCCCCGGUCGAGCCGAGACCGUGGCGUCGUUCGUGGGCGACGACUGGCUGUUGAUAGACGCUUCAGAACUCGAGCAUAGUACGAUCGGAGGGGAUCCCCUGCCGCCUGGUUGGGAGGAAAGACAGGACGCUAACGGCAGGACAUACUACGUGAAUCACAUCGAGAGGACCACGCAAUGGGAGAGGCCUACGUUUACCCGCCACAUGAGCGUGGAGUCGCAAGCGGAGCGCAUCGAGAACGCGGCCACGGAGUUCCAGCGCCGCUUCCACAUCGACGACGAGCGCGCCGCCAGCCCCUCACAAGCGCUCCACAACCAGGAGGAUGUGUCGAAUAGAAGUGCGGAGAAUAAUUCGACUGAACCGACGCCAUUCUCGACGCCGCCGCACUCGCCGGACCGGCGCGACGACGAGCCCACACAUAGCAUUAGUGAAACAGACUGUGAUAAUAAUUUAAGAGAGAACGGAGCCAGGGAGGACGACGACGUCGUGUGCGCGAACGAGCCGCGAACAGAGCCGCGAACCGAGCCGCAGACUGAACUUAACGCGGGGGAGAAUGAGACGGUGGACUCUAGUCUACCCGACGAGCAAAACGAGACCACCGUGGAGAAUGGGGAAGUGGAGGCGGUAGAGAAUCAGGAGUUGGAUGAUGCAUUGACGUUUGACGAGAACCAUUUCAGUACGCCGACAGGCGGCGCGUCGCCGGCGCGCUCCCGCCGCCACAGCUCCAGCGAGGAGGAGACGGACGGGUCGUCGGAGUCGGCGCGCAGCAGCAGCGCCGGCAGCGCGCACAGCCACUCCUUGCCGAACAGCGAAGGUCUUCCGCCCGGCUGGAGUAUGCAGAGAGCACCAAACGGCAGGAUAUUCUUUAUAGACCACAACAAGAAGACUACCACGUGGAUAGAUCCUAGAACAGGUUGUGCGUCGAGCCUGCCGACGCCGGCUGGCGCGGGGGGCGCUGGGGGUGCGGGGGGCGCGGGGGGCGCGGCCGACGCCGACGAGCUCGGCGCGCUGCCCGAGGGCUGGGAGGAGCGCGUGCACACCGACGGGCGCAUCUUCUUCAUCGACCACAACACGCGCACGACGCAGUGGGAGGACCCGCGGCUGUCGAACCCGCAGAUCGCGGGCCCCGCCGUGCCUUACUCGCGCGACUACAAGCGCAAGUACGAGUACCUCAAGAGCCAGCUGCGCAAGCCGGGCAACGUGCCAAACAAAUUCGAGAUCAAAGUGCGUCGCAACUCGAUCCUGGAGGAUUCGUACCGCAUCAUCAGCUCGGUGAGCCGGCUCGACCUGCUCAAGACCAAGCUGUGGGUGGAGUUUGAGUCAGAGGUCGGGCUAGACUACGGCGGCCUCGCACGGGAAUGGUUCUUCCUCCUCUCCAAAGAGAUGUUCAACCCUUACUACGGCCUGUUCGAGUAUUCAGCGAUGGAUAACUACACGCUGCAGAUCAACCCGAACAGCGGCGUGUGUAAUGAAGAGCAUCUCAACUACUUCAAGUUCAUCGGCAGGGUGGCCGGCAUGGCCGUGUACCACGGGAAGCUGUUGGAUGCGUUUUUCAUCCGUCCAUUCUACAAGAUGAUGUUGGGCAAAGCGAUCGAGCUGCAGGACAUGGAGUCCGUCGACCUCGAGUACUACAACUCGCUCAUGUGGAUCAAGGAAAACGACCCUUCGGAGCUGUACUUAACGUUCUCGGUCGACGAGGAACAGUUCGGCAAGACGAUACAGCGCGAGCUGAAACCAGACGGAGCCAACAUACCCGUCGACGAGGAGAACAAAUACGAGUAUAUAAGGCUGGUGAUCCUGUGGCGGUUCGUGAGCCGCGUGCAGGAGCAGAUGUGCGCGUUCCUGGAGGGGUUCGGCGCGCUGGUGCCGCUGCCGCUGCUGAAGAUCUUCGACGAGAACGAGCUGGAGCUGCUGCUGUGCGGCAUCCAGCACAUCGACGUCCGCGACUGGCGCGCCAACACGCUCUACAAGGGCGACUACCACGCCAACCACAUCGUCGUGCAGUGGUUCUGGAGGGUGGUGCUGUCGUUCUCGAACGAGAUGCGGUCUCGCCUGCUGCAGUUCGUGACGGGCACCUCGCGCGUGCCCAUGAACGGGUUCAAGGAGCUGUACGGCUCCAACGGACCCCAGCUCUUCACCAUCGAGAAGUGGGGGGCGCCCGACAACUACCCGCGGGCACAUACAUGUUUCAACCGCAUCGACCUGCCGCCGUACGAGAGCUACCAGCAGCUCCGCGAGAAGCUGAUCAAGGCCAUCGAGGGCUCGCAGGGUUUCGCCGGAGUCGACUGAGGGCUCACCGCCCGCGCCCGCCACGCCGCCACUGCACUGCGCAGGAGGAUCACUCGCGUCCAGCGACACUGGCGCGUCUAGCUCCAUACAACACGUCAACACUCAGUGCUCCAAACGCUUCUAAUAUACAUACGACACUCAAAGUUUAAGUGAUGCAAGCGCUCUGAGUACAAGUGCGAAAAUACGAAAAGUGCAAUCAAAAUUCUUUAUCGUCGCUCUACGUGUGAUCGUUAACACGCUUUCAAGAAUCAUUAAAUAGAUAUAUAGAGGCUCAUUUCUAGUACGAACGGGGGUCACGCCAUUUCAAGCGGCGCGUGCGCUUCAUGAAUCCCACGCAAUCUAGAUCGCUGCAUAUGACAAAAUGGCCUUCUAAAACAGUACUUAUAAGGUUAGCAGAUUACUUUCAAAGGUUCGUAUUUUCUCGGUAUAAUAUAUAACAGGUGACACGGUACAGUUUUUUUUUAUGACAAAAUACAUUGCGCCCGAUGGUGAGUACUGCGCAGUGUAAUUUUAAGAUCGACUGACGAUAGUAUUGCCUGGCUGGUAAAAUAAAAAAAUCUUUGCACGCGCCAAUUUCUACUUUUUUUUAAAUCGACAUAACAAAAAAAUAUUUCCAUAUUUCACCACAACAUGGCGACGUUUUUUUUCUGCUCAGAUUAUACUGCCAAUAGUUUGAUUGUCUAAAGCUGGCUCGUAUACAUUCACAAAUACUGUAAGUAAAAAACAUGUCAGUCGUCAUGACAACGGAAAACUCGCGCAUCAACAAUCGAAAAUACAGCAUGAUGUUUUAAUUUGCCCCUUCUAUUGUAAUAUGAAAUUUUUGAACAUACUGUAUAAGUACUAUGAACGUAUUAUAUUUUUUUCAUCACCCUGUAUAAGUAGUAUGAACGUGCCAGUUUUAGUAAAUCGAUCUAUAAAUAAUCGAUAGGGUCGAUUGAUGAAAGUAGUUUCUCUCAAGCAUCGUGACUACUACUCGAGAACUAUAGUUAUUCUGCUGGUCAAUUGUGAUUGUUAGCACUUAGUUUCAUUUUAAAUUAUAUUUUCGGUUUAGAGAAGUGGAUAGAAUUAUUGAAAGUGGUUUAUUUUGGCAAAA